AUGCCUCGCGGACCUAAGAAGCACCAGAAGCGCCUUAGUGCGCCCUCGCACUGGCUCCUGGACAAAAUGUCCGGAACCUAUGCCCCCAAGGCCUCUCCCGGUCCUCACAAGCUCCGUGACUGCCUGCCCCUGAUCGUCUUCAUCCGCAACCGUUUGAAGUACGCUCUCAACGGCCGCGAGACCAAGGCUAUCAUGAUGCAGCGUCUCAUCCAGGUCGACGGCAAGGUCCGCACUGACCCGACCUACCCCGCCGGUUUCAUGGAUGUCAUCGGUAUCGAGAAGACCGGCGAGAACUUCCGUCUCAUCUACGACACCAAGGGCCGCUUCACCGUCCACCGCAUCCAGGCCGAGGAGGCUGAGUUCAAGCUCUGCAAGGUCAAGCGUGUGCAGCUCGGCAAGGGCGGGAUCCCAUUCUUGGUUACGCACGAUGCGCGAACCAUCCGUUACCCCGACCCCGCCAUCAAGGUCAACGACACCGUGAAGGUUGACAUUGCCACCGGCAAGAUCGUUGACUUCGUCCGCUUCGACACUGGUGUUGUCACCAUGGUCACCGGUGGUCGUAACAUGGGUCGUGUUGGUGUCGUCACCCACCGUGAGCGCCACGACGGAGGUUUCAACAUCGUCCACGUCAAGGACGCUAUUGACAACACCUUCGCCACCCGUGAGUCCAACAUCUUCGUCAUUGGACAGGAGAAGCCCUGGAUCUCCCUGCCCAAGGGCAAGGGUGUCAAGCUCACCAUUGCUGAGGAGCGUGACCGCCGCCGCGCCUAUGCUUCCCAGAACUAAGUUCUUGGGAUGGUAAGUGACGUUGGCUGUUGGUAGUAAUUAAAAAAAUGCUCUAAAACUCGGCUGGAGAGGACGUCUUGUCUUGCUUUGUGGGCCUGUAUGACUCCGGUUAAUAACGAUUCUUAUGAUGCGUUACUUAGCAGAAAAAAGUUUUUGUCUACAGGACGCAUGUUAAGGAUCUGCUUGUGUCAAGUUUCUUUCCGUUCCGUAGCGCGCAGUAUAGGAAGCAAAGCCGAGGCAGAGUGUCUCCCCAAAAAUUCUGUGAUACCUCUAAUGACGUUUUGCAAGCGAUUUUCAACUUUUUCAAUU
This is a messenger RNA of Aspergillus steynii IBT 23096, 1095 nucleotides long. RefSeq names its product 40S ribosomal protein eS4. Gene Ontology annotation, biological process: translation. NCBI's taxonomy places the organism in Eukaryota, Fungi, Ascomycota, Eurotiomycetes, Eurotiales, Aspergillaceae. The transcript is spliced from 5 exons. The record is from RefSeq and is a predicted model, not a curated record. Gene Ontology annotation, molecular function: RNA binding; structural constituent of ribosome. Gene Ontology annotation, cellular component: cytosolic small ribosomal subunit; ribosome. The coding region runs from base 1 to 786 and encodes 261 amino acids.